Messenger RNA from Plasmodium adleri (nom. inval.), 465 nucleotides. Its product is annotated as conserved Plasmodium protein, unknown function. The record is from RefSeq and is a predicted model, not a curated record. Bases 1 to 465 code for a protein of 154 amino acids. The transcript is spliced from 4 exons. NCBI's taxonomy places the organism in Eukaryota, Apicomplexa, Aconoidasida, Haemosporida, Plasmodiidae.
AUGGAAAAUUUAAAUAAUGAUAAUAUAAAUGUAAAUACUGAUAUUUCAAAUAAAAAUGAUGGUGAAGAGAAAUGUGAUGAAUUAAAAAAUAAUGAUGAAAAUAUUUCUCAACAAGGAGAAGAAUCUUCAUACAUGAGUGAAUUAAAAAAGAAAAGUCUUUUGGCCGAGCAUAUAGCUAAGGAAGCAAAGAAGAAAGCAUCAGUAAUUAUCAUGAAAAAUGAAAGGCUUCAAAAAGUAUAUAAAGGUAGAGGGGUUAAUGACAAUAUAAACUCUUUUGAGAAUACGGAACAAAAUGUCGAGGGAAACGAAAUAAAAACACCUAUAAUACAAGGUGAAACGGAUAACAACGAUCAAGAAAAUUCAACACAAAAUGAACCCAAAAAGAAAUUCUUAAUAGGAGCUAAACCAAUUUUACCAACAUGUAAUGACGAGCUGCUGGAAAAACUCAAACAAAGAAGAGUAUAA